Messenger RNA from Clunio marinus, 537 nucleotides. NCBI's taxonomy places the organism in Eukaryota, Metazoa, Arthropoda, Insecta, Diptera, Chironomidae. The record is from the annotation of a GenBank genome assembly.
UUAACUUCAUUGGAGAAACCACAAAUCUUAUUGCCAUAUUACGUGAGAGAGCGCAGUUGGAAUGGUUUAAGGAUCAGUCAGGGUCUUGGAACGAAAUUUAUGAAGCUCCGUUUUCACUUCGUUUAACGCCUUUCGGAUUCUGUUUUACAUUUAAUAUCAUGAACGCUUCGGAUGUUAUGAAUCUUAAAGAAGUUUCCCCAGACUUUCAUUACGAUAGAGAUAUCAUGAUGCACAGUAGGGAAAUCAAUACUAACUCGGAUAUGCCACAGGAAAGGAUGAACUCUACAUAUGAUUUCCCAUGGAUCUCAACUCAUUCGGCCCCUGAUAGCGGUCUGACUUUAACUUUAAACUCUGCCAUAACAUCAGUUGAUUGGUGGUGCUCAAGAUUUGAAGGUUUUAAUUUCUAUGUUCAUAGCCCAAACGAGUUACAGUCAUCGACGAAUAAUUUUCAAUUACAAUUCGGAGAGCUUACUGAAGUUUUAAUAAAGCCGAAACUGAUAACAACAGAAGAGGAUUUGGGAAGCUACAAUUUGGAAA